CGGGGAGUUACUUGGCGGUGCCUGUUGUGGACGUUGGCCCUGCGAUUCGGAUUCGGCUCUCUGGCGCAUCCGCGGGUGAUCGGGGCUGUUCGUGCCAUUCAACGAGUUCAAAGAAUUAUUGUAGCUACUGCUGGGCGUCGGGGUCUGGGAAUGUGAUCCAUCCCGUUCUUUGGCGCCGCUGGGCUGCGCAGCCGCUGGUGGGUUUGGAUUUGGGUUUGCCGGCGGCCCUUCUGAAGUAUGAACAUUUCUAGACGCGGGGGGUAGGCCAGAACCCUGCUGGUGUUUCUUCGACUUAAAGAGGAAUGCCAUCGUUAAGAUUGGGUCGUAAACGGUCGUCUCAAGCACAAAGCAGCGGAGCAACGGCGGAAGUGCAAUAGAGAACUGGGGGAGUCCACCAGCUGCACCAGGUCACCUGUACCAACAGAGUUCCAAAUGCAAUGAGGUCGGGGUAUAUUAUAGAUUGAAACAAGAGAUACCACUAAAGACCGGCAAGAGGAUAGCCCAAGAGCGCCGGGUUGUUGAACGAUAUGAAGGAGCGAACGGCGGGUAGAAUUGAAUCGGAGUCGAAAGCAGAGUAACAACAGUAGGGACCGGCGUUCGUUCCUGACGAUGCUAGAAAGAGCAGUUAAAUGCACCCCAUUCAAAUAAACGACCCUUCUCUUGAAGCCGCUCGUUGGAUCGAUUCGGAGACUGCGAGAGUUGUCUUGCCCUUUAAUAUCGAAAUAGCCUCAUUGAAAUCCGAUCGCGACACUGACAGAGCAUGGAGAGGGGUGAAAUAUAGAAAAAUCACAAGAAAGCAGACAGGGGUGGAUAACAGCAAACGGAACGGAACGACUGCGACUAAGGACAAGCAAAGAAGGCCGACGGAAAAGUGGACAACAGGGCACCCAAAGACGAGAAGAACAUGAACAAGGAAAGAGAGAGAAAAAGGAUGAAGGUGCGCGAGCAGCAAGAUGGGGCUCUGGACCUGGAGAAUUGGAGGAGAGGAGAGAGGGAGGGAGACGAGAAGAGUGAAAGACUCCGGCGUUUCACACUUUCUGGCCAGCCAGCAUUAGAUAAUUAUCCUCUGGGCUU
Aspergillus welwitschiae is the source of this 1074-nucleotide messenger RNA. RefSeq lists its product as uncharacterized. The transcript has 2 exons. Bases 630 to 908 code for a protein of 92 amino acids. The record is from RefSeq and is a predicted model, not a curated record. NCBI's taxonomy places the organism in Eukaryota, Fungi, Ascomycota, Eurotiomycetes, Eurotiales, Aspergillaceae.